Molecule: messenger RNA, 2811 nt
Organism: Papilio polytes (common Mormon)
Lineage: Eukaryota; Metazoa; Arthropoda; Insecta; Lepidoptera; Papilionidae
Product: serine/arginine repetitive matrix protein 1-like
Exons: 12
Coding region: 365-2239 (624 amino acids)
Source: RefSeq, a predicted model, not a curated record
UGAAAAAGGCUUGAUGCGGCGCAAACUGGAGAAUUUUUAAUUAUAUAUUAAUAAUUGCAUCAAGAAUUUUAUCGUCUUAUCCACCUAAGAUAAGGUAAGGGCGUAAGGUAACCCUACUGAAGUUAAGAAAAGUGAUUAUUUAUUAUGUUCAUAUAUAUUUCCUCCUAUAUCACAGCCAUGUUGAAGUAGUGUUGAUUUUAAUAAGUUUUCGUCAGUUUAUCGUUAUUAGAAAGUUAAAGUUCACAAGUAUAUGUGACAGACCCAAGUUUCGUUUGUGUUGUGAUUACAAAGUUAUAAGUCUUUACGAAAUGAAAAGUGUUUUAAAGUGCCACCGAUUCUGGCGUCGAGGCGUCAUCUUCAAGGAAUGGACUCUGAAGAUUCACAUGAUGCUACUGGAGAUGCACACUCUUCUUCAAGCAGUAGCAGUUCCAGUUCCAGAAGUCGUAGGAGUUCUUCAUCAGAUAGAAGUGAUGUUUCAAAGAAACAUCCUAAAUCUCCAUCACAAUUCUCUGGUUCACGAAGGCCCAAUGGGCCAAGAUCUCCUUCACAUGAAAGUCAGUCAUACCAAAGGUCACCAUACUUUAAUAAACGACCGAGUUCCCCAGAUAACUUGAGUGGGGCACACUCAGAUAUUAAUUCUCCUGAGAAUUCAAUGCCUGCAUCCCCACAAGGUCCUAAAUCACCUGAUGCUCCUAAGUCUCCUAGUGAUAUAGGAUCUAAUAUUGGUUCACCAGAGCAACCGGAACAGUAUUCUUCAGCUCCACAAUCUGGUGGUGAAGGUCCAAAGACACCAAGAUCUCCAAGUAGCUCUGCAAGGUCAGCCCCUGGCUCACAUGGAUCAAGAUCAAGGCCUGUCACUCCUGAUUCUCCAUCACCAAGAAAGAGCCCAAAAAGACGUUCUCCCACUUCAACUCCUUCACCAGACCGAAACUCUCCUCAAUCAUCUCCUGUUAGAUCACCAUCAAUGAAAAAAUCUGAUUGGAGUCCUAAAGAAAAAUGGAGAAGACAUACAAAAGCAGAACAAAAAAUGGUUACAAUGCCACGCCGUCGGAGUAGAUCAGAAUCUAGCCAGUCCAGUAGAAGUUCCUCAUAUAACAAGAGAACUAAUGUUAAAGAUCCAGCAACUGAAGAAAUCUCUGAAGGAGAAAUGGAAUCAGAUCAAGAGGAUCAAAAUCCACGCAGUAAAUCUGUGGCAAGUGAAAGAAAUGAUGGAAAAGAUAAUAACAUUAGUCAUGAGGAUCUAUCAGAUGUGUCAGAUUUGGAUUCUGUUGGACCGGAUGAUGCAGAUAAAGAAAUAAAGUCAAAAUCAUCACCUUCUUCACCUGAUAGAAAACUGGAUGUAAAUACUAAUGGCAAAAUAGGAACAAGUUCACAAUCCUCACCAAAGUCGGAUGAUGGGAAGACUGAUAUAACUAAAUUGGACAAAGUUCCACAAGAAAAAACAAGUAACACUGAGGAUGGUGAAGAACAGUUGGACUUUGAGGCUGAGGAAGGUGAAUGUAUAGAAUCAAAACCCAAAGAUCAAUCUAAUGGAGAUGUGGAGCAAGCUAAUGAAAAAGGCCCGCCCUCCUCCGACGACUCCUACAGCACCUCGAGCUCGCGUAGUUCGGGCUCGGCGGGCGCUCGCCGCAAGAGGAGGGCGUCGUCACCCUCUCGACAAAGACUGUCGCCGUCGGUGAUAGUGCGCGAGCGGCGGCUGGCCACGGCGCGCGCCACCGCCAUGAACCCGCCCGCGCCGCGCCGCCGCGCGCCCUCGCCCGCCGCCGCGCGCCAGCUCGCCGCCAACCCGCCGCCGCCCGCCUCGCACCGCCAUAAGGAGGAGAUUGAUCCGUAUGGUCGAAGCAAAGCGUCGAGUCGCAGCAGGAACAGGAAGAAAUAUUCACGGUCAUCAUCGUCUGGAUCUGAAUCGUCGUCGUCGUCGAGCGAGUCUGAGAGCGAGUCGCACUCGUCGUCGACGUCGGGCAGCUCUGGCGCGCGCCGCGCUCGCCACGCGCGCCUGCUCAACGCCGCCGCGCGCCCGCGAAUUAAUGCAAAAUCGAGUGCAGGUCUAGCUGCGGCAGUAUCUACAGCUGUCAGUAAAAAAGAAGUACCGACUGAAAAAGAUAUGAGUAGGAAACGUUCGGCGGUGUCGCCCGCCAACGACGUUCCAGCAAAGAAGUCAGUGUCGCGGCGCGAGGAGCUGCUCAAGCAGCUGAAGGCUGUCGAGGACGCCAUCGCAAGGAAGCGCUCCAAGAUAUAGGGACGUGUUAUUUAUAUAAACAACGCAUACAGGACUUGGCACAGGCGGCCGCACUGAUACCUGAUGAAGGCAAAGUAACAUCACUUGUAAACAAGACCUAAAUUUAAUACAGUCACAAGCUUUAAAAAUCACGUGGCUACAUAUUGGUCUUUUAUUGCCAGUGAUGUCGCUGUGGGUUUUCAUUGUCAACAAAUGUAUUAAACACAUCUUUUAUUCUCUUUGAAAAAACUAAGACCAAAUUUAAUACAAAUGUUACUGUUGUGGAUUUGCGGCAAAAGAAAGAUCAAGCUUGCUGUGUAGCUGUUUUAUUGCGUAACUUAUUUACGUAUAUCGCUGGUGUUGAAUUAAGCUAUUUUUCUAUUUAUAACUUGACUUGUAAAUUCCUUGAGAGUAUCUGAAUGUUAGACAAAGUUUGUUCAAUAUAUUUGAAAGGCAGGGAAAUAUUGGUAAUCAAUCAUCAAUAUUAACGAAUGAAUUGUACUAUAAUCAUCCUUCUUUAUGUUUUUAAAAAAAUAUUUUCAUUGCGACAGCAACGUUUAGAAAUGUUUGUUAAAAGCAGUGUGUAGUAAAUG